Molecule: messenger RNA, 3357 nt
Organism: Tetrapisispora phaffii CBS 4417
Lineage: Eukaryota; Fungi; Ascomycota; Saccharomycetes; Saccharomycetales; Saccharomycetaceae
Gene: RIA1
Product: GTPase RIA1
Exons: 1
Coding region: 1-3357 (1118 amino acids)
Biological process (GO): cytosolic ribosome assembly
Cellular component (GO): ribonucleoprotein complex; cytosol
Molecular function (GO): ribosome binding; GTPase activity; GTP binding
Source: RefSeq, a predicted model, not a curated record
AUGGUGAAGAUUAGUCCAGAUACUUUCAAGAGAUUGCAGAAUGACCCCUCUUGUAUUAGAAAUAUUUGUAUAGUGGCGCACGUUGAUCAUGGUAAAACAUCUUUAUCAGAUUCAUUACUAGCAUCAAAUGGUAUUAUAUCGCAAAGAUUAGCAGGUAAAGUCCGUUUUCUGGACUCAAGGCCAGAUGAACAACUUCGUGGUAUUACAAUGGAAUCUUCUGCGAUUUCGUUAUAUUUUAGAGUCUUACAUAAACAAGAAAAUUCAGAUAAGCCACUGGUUAAUGAACAUUUGAUAAAUCUUAUAGAUUCACCAGGUCAUAUUGAUUUUUCGAGUGAAGUAAGUGCAGCUUCUAGAUUAUGUGAUGGUGCUGUUGUAUUAGUUGAUGUAGUCGAAGGUGUUUGCUCACAAACUAUCACUGUCUUGAGACAAUGUUGGACUGAAAAACUAAAACCUGUUUUAGUUCUAAAUAAAAUCGAUAGAUUAAUUACUGAAUUACAACUUUCAUCCCAAGAAGCUUACUUGCAUCUGACUAAAGUUAUAGAACAAGUAAAUUCCGUCCUGGGUUCUUUCUUUAUUGGACAACAACAAUUAGAUGACUUUUCUUGGAAAGAACAGUUAGAGGAUGAUGCAAACACUGCAUUUAAAGAUUCAGAUGACUCAGAAUUAUAUUUCGAUCCUGCCAAAAAUAAUGUCGUUUUUGCUUCAGCAGUAGAUGGUUGGGGUUUUAAUAUUGGUCAAUUAGCUAAAUUCUAUGAAGUAAAAUUAGGUGCAAAAAGAGAAAAUCUUCAAAAGGUGUUAUGGGGUGAUUUUUACAUGGACCCAAACGAAAAAAUUUUAAACAAUAAGACCCUUAAAGGUAGAUCUUUAAAACCACUGUUCGUUUCCUUAAUUUUAGAUAACAUUUGGAAGGUUUAUGAAAAUACAGUAAUCGAAAGAAACAUGGAAGUUGUUGAAAAGAUAACAAAAGCAUUAAAUAUUACUCUUCAAAGCCGUGAUUUAAUGUCAAAAGAUGACAAAAUAUUAUUGAGAACUAUUCUAGGCCAAUGGUUACCCGUUAGUACAGCCAUAUUAAUUACUGUUAUCGAAAAGUUACCAUCUCCAUUACUUUCACAAGAGGACAGAUUGGAUACCAUUUUAGGUGCCAAUAUAGACCAAGAAGAAGUUGAUGCCACUUUGUUGGAAGGGAUGAAAAAGUGUGAUAGAAAUGGACCUUCAAUUGCCUAUGUGUCAAAGAUUUUAUCUAUUCCAAGAGAAGAACUUCCAAUGAAGGCAUCUGACAAUUCUCCUGAGGCUAUAUUAGAGCGUGGUAGAAGAGCACGUGAAAUGGCCAUGAGAGCAGCCAAGCGUGCAGAAUUGUUAGAGAAAACUUCAAAUUUACAUAUUUCUGACUCAGACAAUACCUUAAAAAUUAAAGAUUCAGAUUUAUAUGAAAGAGCAGUUGAAACUGCAACUACGCCAUCUACAGAUGAAAUACAAAAGACUGUAACUGGUCAAAAGAAAACAGCGAAUGAUAGUUUUUCAAUUGUUACUGAAGCUGCCCCCGCAUUAGACUUAGGUUUUGAAUAUGAAGAGGAGAAUGUCGAGCACGAAAAUGAAAAUAGUGAAGAUGAUUUUGUACCAGAUUUUGAGCCUCCUGUAAUAGACCCAAAUGAUCCACUAGCAUCUAUGUUUGAGUAUGAAGAAGAAGAAGAUCCUUUUGAAAUAAGUGAGAAUAACGAGAUUAAUGUUGCACUCGAAGAAGAGGAUGAAGAAGAGGAUUUGUUCGACGAAGUUGAUGAAGUUUUGGUAGGUUUUGCCAGAAUUUACAGCGGUUCGUUAAGAGUAGGACAAUCAAUAUCCGUUUUAGGACCUAAAUAUAAUCCUAAAUGCCCUACUGAACAUAUUCACUCGGCCGAAAUAACUGAUUUAUAUUUGUUUAUGGGUAAGGAAUUAGUACCUUUAGAUGUAUGUCCUGCUGGUAAUAUUGUAGGUGUUGGUGGAUUGGCAGGAAAACUUUUAAAAAAUGGUACAUUAGUUGAUAAUAGUAUUCCUGGUAUUAAUUUAGCUGGUGUUAACCUUCAAAUACAACCAAUUGUCAAGGUUGCUGUAGAACCUAAAAAUCCAAUGCAAUUAAAUAAAUUAGUUCGUGGUUUAAAAUUACUAGAAUUGGCUGAUCCAUGCGUUCAGACGUAUCUUGAAAGUUCAGGUGAACACAUUCUGUGUACGGCUGGUGAAUUGCAUUUAGAGAGAUGUAUAAAGGAUUUACAAGAAAGAUUUGCUGGAAUUGAAAUAGCUUGUUCAGAACCGGCUAUUCCAUACAGAGAGACAUUUAUUUCCGAUAGCAACACGAAUCCAGUAAAAAAUGCUAAUUUUGAGAGAGGAACUGUUGAAAAAGCCAUUGGACCCUACAAACUUAGAUUACGCAGUGUUCCAAUGAACAAUGAUGCUGUUAAAUAUAUUGAGAAUAAUGCUGAUAUUAUAAAAGACUUUUUGACAACUGAUUAUAUUCAAAAUCAUGAAGGUGAAACGAAACUGACGAAGCAAGAUUUUAUUACUAAGUUGAAAUCAAUUCUAAAGUCUGGAAAUUCAGAGAUUGACAUUUGGGAUAAUCUGGAAUCAGAAAUUGUUUUAUUUGGUCCAAAGAGAAUUGGUAAUAAUAUUUUGAUGUCGAAGAACAAUUUAUUAAAUAGUCCAUUUUUGAUAACUGAUGGGGCUUUUGAAUUUUCUGAUUCAGUUAUCAACGGAUUCCAAAAUUCUGUGAAUGAAGGCCCAUUAGCCAAUGAAGUUGUUCAAGGUAUGUGUGUGAUUAUAGAAGAUAUAUAUAAAAUGUCUGAUGAAGAAAUUGCAUCGAUUGAGGACCCAACAUACCAAAAGGAAAAUGUAGAUUUAUCGGGGAGAUUGAUUAACGUUACAAGAGAUACAAUUCACACUAGUUUCUUAGAUUGGUCUGCAAGACUAAUGUGGGCUAUGUACUCAUGUGAUAUCCAAACAUCUGUCGAAGUAUUGGGUAAAGUUUACGCAGUUGUUCAACAGAGACGUGGUAAAAUCGUUUCUGAAGAAUUAAAAGAAGGUACUCCAUUUUUCCAAAUCGAGGCCCAUAUUCCAGUUGUUAACGCCUUUGGUUUUAGUGAAGAUAUCCGUAAAAAGACAUCUGGUGCAGCACAACCGCAAUUAGUUUUUCUAGGAUAUGAAUCAAUUGAUAUUGAUCCAUUCUGGGUGCCUACAACGGAGAAAGAAUUAGAGGAAUUGGGUGAUACAGCUGACAAAGAAAAUCUUGCCCGUAAGCAUAUGAUCCAAAUUAGAAAAAGAAAAGGUUUGUUUGUUGAUGAGAAGGUUAUUACUAAUGCCGAGAAACAACGUACUUUAAAGCGUAAUUAG